UAUGAAUAUUAUUAAAAAGUUAAAUUAAAUUGAAAAUUAUAGGAAAAUGUAAAAUCGCGUUACUAUCUCAUGCACUGUAUAUUUACGCAACAGUUAGUGCGUAUUUGCGAUGGAGCAGGCAGUUUUAUAGUGGUAGAGGCCACUUUAAACAAUUUUUUUAUAUUUUUAUAAAACUUUUAAGCAGAUUUAUCUGCGACCAGAAAUAUACCGAAAUUUCAUUUUGUUAUUAAAAUAAUGGGUUUGCUUGUGAUGCAGAAUUUUCAUGGAUUAAUUCUGUUUGUAUGGAUCGUAUCUAUUCUAACCUUGUCUAGGAGCGAUGUGGUUAAAACAGAUGGUACUGCACCUUUGACAUCUGGUUCAAGUGCACUUUCAAAGGAUGAACAACAAACGUUAUCCUCAUUUGUUCAUUCCACAACUGAAUCUGUUGGAUUCACUGAAACAUUGAAAAACAAUGGUGCCACUCCUCAGGUUGCCGGAGAAGGUGGUCCAAUUUCUAUUUCUUCUACUAUGGGUGGUGUUGCUUCUCAUUUAACGAAUAUUUCUGAUAGUUUAAAUAAGCAAGACACUUUAUUAAAAGAAGAGGACAAUAUUCAAAGUACAGGGAACAGAAAGAUUAAUAAAAUUGUGUCAAGAAAAGGGGCAAAUGAAAUGUUGAAUAUGAAACAAGAAAAUGUUACUCAUACUGAAUUGAUGACAUCGAAUAAUACGAAACUAAUAACUGAAUCUUCUUCAGUAGCAAAUACUACUCACAAUGAUGAGAAACAUAUUGCUCUUAAUACGAACAAAUUGAAAUUAAAUAUUACUGCUGUAAAUAGUACCAUAAAUUCUGCAAAUGUAUCUCAAGAAAAUGUAACAAAAAGCACUGCUGUAACAGCAUCUUCAGUUCAAGAACAUCGACCAAAACCAACAGCUACAGUAGUAGGACCUAACAGUGAUAAGCGAGCAUUUAUAUCUCAUACAAAAGGUGCACAUUUAGGAAUGUCAAAGAAAAUUGAUUAUGUUUUGCCAGUUAUUGUUACUCUUAUAUCUCUGCCAAUACUAGGUGCUAUUAUUUUUAUGAUAUAUAAACAAGGUAGAGAUUGUUGGGACAAAAGACAUUACCGGAGAAUGGAUUUUCUUAUUGAUGGAAUGUACAAUGAUUAAUAUUUACAAACUUGUUUAUAAAGUUGGUUCACAAUAAUGCUUUUAUAUACUCAGUAUAAAAUGUA
Megachile rotundata (alfalfa leafcutting bee) is the source of this 1208-nucleotide messenger RNA. RefSeq lists its product as uncharacterized. NCBI's taxonomy places the organism in Eukaryota, Metazoa, Arthropoda, Insecta, Hymenoptera, Megachilidae. The record is from RefSeq and is a predicted model, not a curated record.